AUGAAAUCAAUUUUAAUUUUACUUGCUUGUCUCAUUGUAUGUGUAUUUGGUACAAAUUACAAUGCACCAUGUGGAUCUGGAACUUGUGGAGAUCACCAGACAUGUCUCAACUACCAAGACCACCCAUACUGUGUAAUCAAUGAUGAUUGUAAGAUGGUUGCAGUUGCACAAUACAAGAAUGGAACAUGGUGCGAAGGCGAUGGAAAGGAAUUCUCCAAGUACGAUGUCUACAUUUACAACUAUGGUAACCAAGUCGUCAAGAAUGUCUACAUUGACACUGACUGUACCCUCAAGUUCCGUAACUUUAAUGCUGCCGACUGCUCUGGCUCCUUCUGGAACGUCAACUUUGAUUCUCACCAUGGUGUCUUUACUCUUCCAGCCUACAGCACUGGUAUCGCUCCAAAGGAUGCUCACUACUUUGGUUAUAUCAUCGAAGGUCGUCAAUCACCAAAUCUCAAGAUUCGUCGUGUUGAUUUCUAA
Molecule: messenger RNA, 480 nt
Organism: Cavenderia fasciculata
Lineage: Eukaryota; Evosea; Eumycetozoa; Acytosteliales; Cavenderiaceae
Exons: 1
Coding region: 1-480 (159 amino acids)
Biological process (GO): extracellular matrix organization
Cellular component (GO): extracellular matrix
Molecular function (GO): extracellular matrix structural constituent; carbohydrate binding
Source: RefSeq, a predicted model, not a curated record